Messenger RNA from Cryptococcus wingfieldii CBS 7118, 708 nucleotides. Its product is annotated as 50S small subunit ribosomal protein L6. The record is from RefSeq and is a predicted model, not a curated record. Gene Ontology annotation, cellular component: ribosome; mitochondrial large ribosomal subunit. Gene Ontology annotation, biological process: translation. Bases 1 to 708 code for a protein of 235 amino acids. NCBI's taxonomy places the organism in Eukaryota, Fungi, Basidiomycota, Tremellomycetes, Tremellales, Cryptococcaceae. The transcript is spliced from 2 exons. Gene Ontology annotation, molecular function: structural constituent of ribosome; rRNA binding.
AUGUCCUCCCUCAGGCUCGCCGCCCGCUGCUUCCACUCCUCCCCGCCCGCCCGCUCCCAUGUCGGCAAGGUCCCCAUCCCCGUCCCCCCCACCGUCACCCUCUCUCUCCCGCCGUCCUCUAUAGACCAGUCCAUACACCCCACAAACCCCCUGGCCCACAGAACAUUCACCGUCAAAGGGCCCCUGGGCUCAGCCACCCUCCCCAUCGCCCCUUCCGUCAUCAUCACCCCUCCCACUGCCCAAAACGCCUCCAUCACAAUCUCGGUCCACGAUCCUACAGUCAAGACGCAACGCAGUCUCUGGGGCUUGACCAGGUCUAUCCUGAAUAAUGCCGUGACCGGCGUGUCUACCGGAUUUGAUCUCGAAGUUCGGUUGGUGGGCGUUGGAUACAGAGCGGCGAUAGAGCCGAUCCCAGAGGUGUUCAGGAAGUUGGCAAAGCAGACGAAUGCUCAGCCAGGCGAGGUCCUCCCCACUGAGCGUCUCAAUAUCAAGCUAGGGUUCGCUCACCCUGUGCUUAUUGAUAUCCCGCCCGAGAUCAAAGUGACUGUGCCGGCGCCCACAAAGAUCAUGCUCAGUGGGACGGAUAAGCAGAAGCUGGGUCAGUAUGCCGCUACCAUCCGGCAAUGGAGAAGACCCGAGCCUUACAGAGGGAAGGGAAUUUUUGUUGGGGACGAGACCAUCAAGCUGAAGGAGGUCAAGAAGAAGUAG